CAGCUGAAGAACGAAUUAAAAACUUUACAAUCCGAACAAAUAGGCCCUUAAAACUACAUAUAUUGAAUUGGGAAAUUGAAAUAUGGAAAUUCCGGAUACUUACUACAGUAAAGACGAAUAUGUAGAAACGGCCUCUGGAAAUAAGGUGAGCCGCCACACAGUUCUUUGUGGUUCGCAGAAUAUUGUCCUGAAUGGCAAGGUCAUUGUGCAGAGCGGCGCCAUCAUACGCGGGGACUUGGCGAACGUUCGCACCGGUCGGUAUUGUGUGAUCAGCAAGAACUCUGUAAUACGUCCACCAUAUAAGCAGUUUAGCAAAGGAAUCGCCUUCUUUCCCAUGCACAUUGGUGAUCAUGUGUAUAUUGGGGAGGGGGCGGUUGUGUCUGCCGCAGUGAUUGGAUCGUUUGUGUACAUUGGAAAAAACGCCAUAAUUGGUCGUCGCUGCACGCUGAAGGACUGCUGUGUAAUCGAAGACGGUGCUGUGUUGCCGCCAGAGACCACAGUGUCCAGCUAUAUGCGCUACACAGCCAAGGGCACCAUUGAAGGCGGUCAGGGCAAUCCAUGCUUUGUGCCCGCUGCAAUGCAAGACGAAAUGGUGAACUAUACAAAGUCCUUUUAUGAGCAUUUUAUACGCACGCCUGCGCCGGCCAGCUGAGAUUGAUAUAGGAAGUAAAAUAUAUAGAAUUCAUUAACUUCUAAGGCUCUAGAGAGCUUUAAUUCGACUUUGUCUAAUACUUUUCCAUGCACUAAUAUUUAAAAAAAACAUUCUUUAGGAGAAACGAGUAUGCAUAAUAAACUUAUCUAAUAUUUAUUUA
Scaptodrosophila lebanonensis is the source of this 812-nucleotide messenger RNA. RefSeq names its product dynactin subunit 5 (gene DCTN5-p25). The coding region runs from base 83 to 652 and encodes 189 amino acids. The transcript is spliced from 3 exons. NCBI's taxonomy places the organism in Eukaryota, Metazoa, Arthropoda, Insecta, Diptera, Drosophilidae. The record is from RefSeq and is a predicted model, not a curated record.